Molecule: messenger RNA, 981 nt
Organism: Heterobilharzia americana
Lineage: Eukaryota; Metazoa; Platyhelminthes; Trematoda; Strigeidida; Schistosomatidae
Source: the annotation of a GenBank genome assembly
GUUCUGUUUAUUUAUUUAUUUAUUUAUUUGAAUAGUACGAAGAAUUUAGUUGUAAUGUAAUUCAAUUUCAUUAAAACACUAGUAAAUUACACAAGUGUAUAUUCUGAUUAAAACAAGUGCACAUAUCUUUUUGGAAUCACCAUCAUAUGACCUUGAAUUGUCCAAUAGGAAAUCAGAUAAUAAUUACAACCAAUAGAAUUAACGUAACCGAAAAAUAACCAAUAGGUGAGGUUCAUUUGAAAUAUUUGCAACUUCAUUAACACUAAUUACUCUUAUCUACCAUUUGAAGUGUUGGAAACCGCAAAAAAAUAUUCAAACUUGAAAUAUAUUCUACAACACUAUUAUAAUUGUGAAUAAAUAGUAAAUAUAACAAUGAAUAAACCUAAGAGAAUAGUAUGUAUUCCUGUUGAUGGUAGUGAUCAUUCAAUGAGAGCAUUGGAAUGGUAUAUUAAAGAGGUACAUCGACCCGGUGAUGAAGUCAUUUUUGUACAUGUGAUAGAAAUGCCAAAUUUACCAUUAGUUAAACUUUCCUCCGGUUUAAGAGUACCUGUUGACAAUUGGACUAAAUCACUGCAAGAAAAUAUUGAUCGUUCAACAGAACUUAACAAUAAAUAUGGAUAUAUAUGUGAAAAGAAUAAGAUAACAUACGAUUUCGUAGUUAUGAAUGGAUCAGCUCCUGGACCUGGAAUUAUUCAUGCUGCUGAAACAUAUAAAGUGGAUUUAAUUAUUAUGGGUUGCCGUGGAUUGGGUAAAGUUCAACGUACACUCAUUGGGAGUGUAAGUGAUCAUGUGGUACACAAUACUCAUGUAACAUGUAUUACUGUACCACCUAAUGAAUAGACACUAGAUAAAUAUAACGAAUGCAUAAAUUUUUACAGACGAGAUGUUCGUUUGUUUUUACCUUAAAAUCAAUUGUCGCUUGUAUUCAUACAUCUUACUUUUUACAGAUCAUUUGUGAAGUUAAUAAAAUUACUUCCAUCA